This is a messenger RNA of Anguilla anguilla (European eel), 3756 nucleotides long. RefSeq names its product methylenetetrahydrofolate dehydrogenase (NADP+ dependent) 1 like (gene mthfd1l). Gene Ontology annotation, molecular function: ATP binding; methenyltetrahydrofolate cyclohydrolase activity; methylenetetrahydrofolate dehydrogenase (NADP+) activity. The record is from RefSeq and is a predicted model, not a curated record. NCBI's taxonomy places the organism in Eukaryota, Metazoa, Chordata, Actinopteri, Anguilliformes, Anguillidae. The coding region runs from base 173 to 3112 and encodes 979 amino acids. The transcript is spliced from 28 exons. Gene Ontology annotation, biological process: tetrahydrofolate interconversion. Gene Ontology annotation, cellular component: cytosol.
GUCUAGGCAAGCAGUUGCGAUUUGAACACGCCUGCUCGCUUCCGCUAGCGCCGCUUCUUGACGCUUAUUGUGGCUUGCUACACACAACUGCCUGGGGUGUAGAUGCAUCUGUAGCCAUCUGUGUCUUCCUGGACGUCCGCAAUAUCACUGCUAGAGCCUUCCUCGUAUAACCAUGAGAUUGUCUGGCGCAUUUCGCAACGCUUGCCGUGGUUUUCCCACUGGAUCGGUGAGCCGGCCGCGAACCGGUGUCAGAGUUUUUGCCACCAAGGGGACAUCGGUGCGGGUCGGUAGCAGCCAGAUAUUCUCCCGGGAUGGCAGUUCUAGCGGCGGCGUUAGGUCUGCGGGAGCGGCAGUCAAAUUCGGAAAACACCACGAACAAGCCGCUGCUUCGUCGUAUGACAUAUCUCUCAGGGAGCUCAUGCAGAGGACCAAGGAGGAGAUCACGUCUUUACAGAAGCGCUACCCGGCGCUCAAACCUGUACUCGCCAUCAUCCAGGCUGGGGAGGAUGACGCCCUGGUGGAGGUUAACAAGAAUUUGGCCGGGAAGAUUGGGCUCGAUGUCAUACAAAUCAGUUUGCCAAUGGAAUGCACUGAAGAUGAGAUAAUCGAGGAGGUGCUGAAGCUGAACGAGGACUGCAAAGUGCACGGCGUGGCGCUGCAUCUCCCGCAGCCCUCUCUCACGCGCCGGGUGCUCGACUCGCUGAAACCGGAGAAGGACGUAGACGGCGUGACAGACCUGAACAUCGGGAGGCUGGUCCGCGGAGACGUGGUGGAGAGCUUUGUUCCGCCGGUCGCCAGCGCGGUGGUGGAACUCCUUGGGAGACACGACUCCUCCGUGGAGGGGAAGAUGGCAGUGAUCGUGGGGGAGAACAGGCCCCUGGAGGUGGCCCUGCAGGGCCUGAUGCAGGCCAGGGGCAUGGCAGUGGUCAGCAGCUCCUGGAGCACCGACAGUCUGCAGAAACAGGUCCUGCAGGCUGAUGUCAUUGUGCUGGCCAGCGCAGGACGAGCGAGCGUACCCCCCGCGUGGGUGCGGCCCGGGGCGGCUGUCAUCAACUGCGGCCCUGCUCUAGUGUCAGAGGAGCUCGGGGCAGCGGGUACGGCGGUGGAGAUGUCCGUGGCGCCGGGCGUGGGAUCUUUGGCCGCGGCGUUGAGGAUCCAGAAUGUGGUGAAGAGCAGCCGCAGGUGGAUGCAGGAGCAGCAGUACCGGCCGUGGACCCUGCGCAGCCUCAAACUGCAGCCUCUCUCACCUGUGCCCAGCGACAUCGAGAUUUCGCGGGGCCAGACGCCGAAGGCCAUCGACCUGCUCGCCAGGGAGAUCGGCCUGCUGUCGGACGAGCUGGAAGCCUACGGCCGCGCCAAGGCCAAGGUGCGCCUGUCCCUCCUGCACCGCCUGAGAGCACAGCCUGAUGGGAAAUAUGUGCUGGUGGCCGGGAUAACCCCCACCCCUCUGGGAGAGGGGAAGAGCACGGUCACCAUCGGGCUGGUCCAGGCCCUGACGGCCCACCUCAAGCUCAGCUCCUUCGCCUGUCUGCGACAGCCCUCCCAGGGGCCCACUUUUGGGGUCAAAGGGGGUGCGGCCGGAGGGGGUUACGCCCAGGUCAUCCCCAUGGAGGAGUUCAACCUCCACCUGACGGGGGACAUUCACGCCAUCACAGCCGCCAAUAACCUGGUGGCGGCGGCCGUGGACGCCCGGAUGCUGCACGAGGCCACGCAGUCAGACAAGGCUUUGUUUAACAGACUGGUUCCCACUGUGAACGGUUCCAGAAGGUUCUCCCCCAUACAGAUAGCCAGACUACAGCGGCUGGGCAUCGGCAAGACCGACCCUGCCGCCCUGACGCCGGCGGAGGUCAGCUCGUUCGUGCGCCUCGACCUUGACCCCGGAAAGGUCACGUGGCAGAGAGUGGUCGAUACCAACGACCGUUUUCUGAGAAAGAUAACCGUCGGACAGGCGAACACCGAGAAGGGCCACGUGCGGGAGACCCAGUUCGACAUCGCCGUCGCCAGCGAGAUCAUGGCCAUCCUGGCUCUGACCGACGGGCUGGCCGACAUGAAGGAGAGGCUCGGCCGCAUGGUGGUGGGGACCAGCCGGGCGGGACGGCCCGUCACCGCGGACGACCUGGGUGUGACUGGGGCUCUCGCCGUGCUGAUGAAGGACGCCAUCAAACCCACGCUGAUGCAGACGCUCGAGGGCACGCCAGUGUUCGUCCACGCCGGCCCCUUCGCCAACAUCGCCCACGGCAACUCGUCCGUCCUGGCCGACAAGCUGGCUCUGAAGCUGGUGGGGGAGGAAGGCUUCGUAGUGACUGAAGCGGGGUUCGGGGCCGAUAUCGGGAUGGAGAAGUUCUUCAACAUUAAGUGCCGCGCCUCGGGCCUGCGGCCCCACGUGGUGGUGCUGGUGGCCACCGUGCGGGCCCUGAAGAUGCACGGGGGGGGCCCCAGCGUUAGCGCCGGAUCGCCUCUGCCCAGAGAAUACAUCGAUGAGAACCUGAAGUUAGUGGAGGACGGCUGCAGCAACCUGAAGAAGCAGAUCCAGAUCGCCCAUCUUUUCGGGGUUCCCGUGGUCGUGGCGCUGAACGUGUUUAAGACGGACACCGAGGCCGAGGUGGACCUGGUGUGCCGGAUCGCUAAGGAUUGUGGGGCGCAGGACGCGGUGGCGUGUCACCACUGGGCGCAGGGCGGCAGGGGCUCGGUGGAGCUGGCCAAGGCCGUUAAAAACGCCGCGCAGCAGCCGAGCCACUUCCAGUUCCUGUACGACCUGCAGAUGCCCAUUGUGGAGAAGAUACGCACCAUCGCGCAGAAGGUCUACGGAGCUGAAGACAUCGAGCUGUCCCCUGAGGCUGAAGCCAAGAUCGCCUACUUCAAUGAGCAAGGGUUCGGCACUCUGCCCAUCUGCAUGGCGAAGACGCACCUGUCCCUCUCUCACAUGCCGGACAAAAAGGGCGUGCCCACCGGCUUCGUCCUGCCCAUCCGGGACGUGCGCGCCAGCAUCGGGGCGGGGUUCAUCUACCCCCUGGUCGGGACGAUGAGUACUAUGCCAGGUCUGCCCACCCGGCCCUGCUUUUAUGACAUCGACCUGGACCCUGACACAGAGGAGAUCACUGGGCUCUUCUGAGAGGACCCCCCCUCCCCUCCACAUUGCUAUAGUUACGCAGAUUCAUCCCCUCACCUGGUCAGCUACUCACCCGCAGGAAGACUCCGGGGGGGCGUCGGAACCCGAGACCAUCACUGCAGAGAUGCAGGAACCGUUUUUCUGGCAUUUUAAAUUCACCCCAUUCAGAGGACGGCCGUUUCUCCACUUCUCACUGUAAAAACACAACCCUGUCAGAUAAUCACCUCUACAUGCCUGUCAGCUCUAAGGUUACUGCCAUGUUCCGCUGGGCUUCCGUGGCUAUUCAAACAGCAGGGGGAAUUUUCCUCUGUGACACCUUAAAGACCAAAGAAAACAUGCCAUAACCCAGCAACAAUCAGGCAUUGAGGAGUGGAGAAAACAACGCGUGCUUUCUCAGACAUUUUCUUUUCAUUUUCCUGACUGUUCGUCCUGGCUUACUGUGGGUCAGGACUCAGGCCUAGCUAAGCCAUUUAUUUUAUAUAUUUUAAUACUUUUAUCUCAUAUUUUGUUCAUCCUGUAUUUGGACGACAAACAUGGUUAAUGAAGCGUUCGUCCUAAUCUACUGAAGUCUUAUUAGUGUUGCGCACAAAAGAUUAAUAUAAGUGCAUUCAUGUUGGACUGUGUAUAUAUACACGCACACACACUCA